Aspergillus sclerotioniger CBS 115572 is the source of this 1940-nucleotide messenger RNA. RefSeq names its product RCC1 domain-containing protein. The transcript has a single exon. Lineage: Eukaryota; Fungi; Ascomycota; Eurotiomycetes; Eurotiales; Aspergillaceae. Gene Ontology annotation, cellular component: mitochondrial inner membrane. Bases 84 to 1820 code for a protein of 578 amino acids. The record is from RefSeq and is a predicted model, not a curated record. Gene Ontology annotation, biological process: mitochondrial respiratory chain complex III assembly.
CCAGAUCAGUGCCGGGAAUAAGCAAAGAAUUGCCGAGUCAUUGAAGGACACGGAAUGAAACUUUGUUGAGUAUUUCCAACAUAAUGUGGACACAUCGGGGGCGGCAAUCGGUGACGACCGCCGUCACCACCUCUUCACGUCACCUUGCUAGAAGCAACCGAUCUAUCGCCACGCCGUGGCGGAGAACUUAUGCCAGCAGUAACAAGGGAUCGGAGCAGUCGACGAGCGCGCAUUGGCUCCGGAACUCGCUGGGCGUGGCAGGCGCAGGUACUGCUGCCUUUCUGAUUUACGACUAUGCUACAUCCAACCGAAGUCAGAUUGAGAGUGCAUCAGAGAAGGUUAAAGACCUCUCAAAGUCGGCCGAAGAACUGAGCUUGCAGUAUGUGCAGCAUAAACGGAGCGUCAAGAGCCCUGGCGUUUAUGUCUGGGGCACGAAUGCCUAUCGUGUGGUUGACCCGAACUCGAAAGAGUCUGUUGUGAAGACUCCCCGGAAAUUUGCCUAUUUCGAAGGCCAAGUGCUUAGGGAUCUUAAGCUCGGAGAGCAAUCCGGGGCGGCGAUUACUGAGACCGGCGACCUUGUGCAAUGGGGCAAAGGCUACUCGGAGACUGAAUUUAAACCUGCAAAGACUCUCACCGGCAAGAAUCUGACUUCGCUGUGCAUGUCGAACGAUCGUAUCCUUGCAUUGUCAUCCGACGGCAACGUCUACUCACUGCCCAUUGCCAAAGAUGACCAAUUGACAGGCCGCAAGCUGAAGGAAGGAUCUUGGGUGCCUUUCCGGUCAGGAACAGCCGGUGUCAGCUAUCGCUUGCUCCAGCCAAGUUUGAAGUUGGGCGAGCGUAUAACGGCUCUCAGCGGCGGGCUGGACCAUGCCCUUCUCUUGACAAGCUCUGGCCGGGUUUUCUCCGUUGCUUCUUCUACUGAGAACUAUCCUUCCUUUGGUCAACUCGGUGUUCCGGGCUUGACCUGGGCUACUCGACCCAACGGACCGGUGGACGCCCUUCACGAGGUCACGGCGCUUAAGGGCUCUAAGAUCGUCCAGAUUGCUGCGGGUGACUACCACUCGCUCGCACUUGACAAGGACGGCAACGUGUUUGCUUUUGGCGACAACUCCUUUGGACAACUAGCCAUGGAUUUCAACCCAGCAUCGCCAUUCUGCGAUACUCCGACUCUGGUGCCUAUCCGGAAACUUUACCGGGGUCCCUGGUUGCCCAAAGCCACUCGCGUUGCGGCGGGGGGUGCCAACAGCUUCUUCACCGUGGAUGCACAGCGGAUCCUCAGCUCCACGGAGAAUCCUGCCACCCUCCGUGACCUGGGCCGUAUCACAGCCGAUACAUGGGCUUGCGGCCGGGGGAUCUGGGGCGCUCUCGGUACCGGAAAAUGGAUUCAUGUGCAGGACGCCCCGGCCAAGGUGAAGGCACUCAGUGGUCUGUCUGAAUAUGAUGAGCAAUCUAAGAGCCUCUCACCCAUCCGUAUCCAUGACAUCUCGGUUGGCACGACUCACGUAUCGGCGGUCAUGGAUAACAAGACGCAUGUGAAUGCUGCUCCCUCCACCUCCUUGGAUGAGACCAACGACUGGGGCUAUGAUGCGCUCUGGUGGGGAGGCAAUGAGCACUUCCAGCUGGGCACGGGCAAGCGCAGUAAUCUGUCGAAGCCAAACUACAUCCACGCACCCCCAGAGGGCAACAGGGCCGAUGAUCAGCAGGAAGCGCGACUUCAGAUCAUGCCCCGGCAUAAGGGCAAGGUCGACCGUCGCACAGUGAGCAUGGAACAGCGCGUCGAGUGCGGGCGACAUAUCUCUGCCAUCUACUCUGCUGUAUAAUGCUUUCCCCUUUUCCUUCUAUGUAUGAUGAACACUAUGUAUAUUAGCCAUAUUUUCUGGGCGUGUCAGCGGUGGGUUUGGGGUAGAAAAGUCGCAAUCCAGGGUUGUAAUAUUAUUCGC